Molecule: messenger RNA, 7580 nt
Organism: Ananas comosus (pineapple)
Lineage: Eukaryota; Viridiplantae; Streptophyta; Magnoliopsida; Poales; Bromeliaceae
Product: pre-mRNA-splicing factor ATP-dependent RNA helicase DEAH1-like
Exons: 28
Coding region: 261-3023 (920 amino acids)
Cellular component (GO): intracellular anatomical structure; catalytic step 2 spliceosome
Molecular function (GO): ATP hydrolysis activity; RNA binding
Source: RefSeq, a predicted model, not a curated record
UCUCCUCCGCCACUGCCUGCAGGCAGGAGGAUACCCUUGCGACUAGCGAGCCUCCCCGCGCCAGUCGAGGCUUCGCCCGCUUCCUCCGCGCCAGCCGGGCUACGCCCGCCUACUCUGCAUCAGCCGGAGCUUCGCCCGAAGCCUCCAUCCUCGCUGCCGCCGGAUCGCAACACCAAGCCUCCCUCCCUUCGACUCUCUUGCUGCCGCCUUUAUUCUCUCUUCAAACUACCGGUCUUGGUGAUCGGCAGAGGGAUUGCAGAAUGGCCCGGGCUCCGGAAGUGCAGAAUAGGGCGGGAAGGCCCAUGAUGCCUUCUGUUCAGGCCAGGGGGCCUCCUCCGCCUGCCCGCCCUCGCGUCGAGCCUGUCGACCGUGAGAAGUCAGAAGAAGCCAGGAUUGAAGAUCAAGAAGAGAGAGCUCAAUUGGAGAGGAACAUGAGAGAAAGAGAUGCAGCUGCAACUCGGAAGUUGACAGAACCAAAGUUAACGAAGGCGCAGGAAGAGGAGAUUAUUCGAAGAACUCAAGCAUCAGAGAAAAAUGAUACUUCAGAACUGAGAAAAGUUUCAAGGCAAGUUUAUUUGCAAAAGCGGAGAGACCAGAAGCUUUUGGAGAUUCGGGAUGACAUUAUAGAUCAUGAGUAUAUAUUUGAGGGCAUGAAGCUGACUGAAGCAGAGGAACGUGUGCAUAGGUACAAAAGAAAAAUCUACGAGCUUGCAAAAGAGCACUUGGGGGAUGUGGACAAUAUUAAUGAGUACAAAAUGCCUGAGGCAUACGACAUGGAGGGACGGGUCAAUCAAGAGAAAAGAUUUGCUGCAGCUAUGCAGCGUUACAGGGACCCUGAGGCUGCAGAGAAAAUGAAUCCAUUUGCCGAACAAGAAGCCUGGGAGGAACACCAAAUAGGAAAGGCAACCAUAAAAUUUGGCUCAAAAGAUAGAAAGCAAGCUGCUGAUGACUAUCAGUAUGUUUUUGAGGAUGGGGUUGAGUUCAUCAAAGCAUCUGUCAUGGAUGGAACUCAGUUUGAAGAUGAAUUAUCUUCUGGGAAUGAUGACUCUUCAGAUGCAAAAACCAUGUUGGAGAUGCUGCAGGAAGAUAGGAAAAGUCUGCCUAUCUAUCCUUACAGAGAGGAGUUACUUAAGGCCAUCCAAGAUCAUCAGGUUCUUGUUAUUGUUGGAGAGACAGGCUCUGGAAAGACUACUCAGAUACCUCAAUAUCUUCAUGAAGCUGGGUAUACAAAAGCUGGGAAGAUUGCAUGCACACAGCCUCGCCGUGUUGCUGCAAUGAGCGUGGCCGCGAGGGUGUCCCAGGAGAUGGGUGUUAAACUUGGGCAUGAGGUUGGUUACUCAAUUAGGUUUGAGGAUUGCACCUCAGAAAAGACUGUACUUAAGUACAUGACAGAUGGUAUGUUGUUGAGGGAAUUCCUUGGUGAACCAGAUUUGGCUAGCUACAAUGUUGUGAUGGUGGAUGAGGCUCAUGAGCGAACACUAUCAACUGACAUAUUAUUCGGGUUGGUGAAGGAUAUUGCUCGUUUUCGAAAAGAUCUCAAGUUGCUUAUUUCGAGUGCGACCCUGGAUGCGGAGAAAUUCAGUGAUUACUUUGACUCUGCCCCAAUUUUUAAAAUUCCAGGGAGGCGAUACCCUGUCGAAAUACACUUCACAACAGCACCGGAAGCAGACUACAUUGAUGCUGCGAUUGUUACUGUUCUUCAAAUACACGUGACCCAGCCACUUGGUGACAUCUUAGUGUUCCUUACAGGGCAGGAGGAAAUUGAAACAGUCGAUGAAAUCCUUAAGCACAGAAUAAAAGGUUUGGGCACAAAGAUAGCGGAACUUAUCAUCUGCCCGAUUUACGCCAACCUCCCCACUGAGCUGCAAGCAAAGAUUUUUGAACCUGCACCUGAAGGUGCCCGCAAGGUUGUUUUGGCUACUAAUAUAGCCGAAACAUCGUUAACAAUUGAUGGAAUAAAAUAUGUUGUCGACCCUGGAUUUUGUAAAAUUAAAUCAUAUAACCCUAGAACUGGGAUGGAGUCUUUGCUAGUGAAUCCAAUCUCAAAGGCAUCUGCAGAGCAAAGGGCUGGUAGGUCUGGGCGUACUGGACCUGGAAAAUGUUUUCGCCUUUAUACUAAGUAUAAUUACGAUCAUGAUCUCGAGGAGAACACUGUUCCAGAGAUUCAACGGACGAAUUUAGCGAACGUUGUGCUCACUCUUAAAAGUUUGGGUAUUCAUGACUUGGUCAAUUUUGAUUUCAUGGAUCCUCCCCCAUCAGAGACAUUGCUUAAGGCUCUUGAGCAACUAUUUGCUCUUAAUGCGCUGAAUAGCCGAGGCGAGUUGACUAAGACUGGGAGAAGGAUGGCUGAGUUUCCACUGGACCCCAUGCUUUCAAAAAUGAUAGUUGCUUCGGACAAGUACAAGUGUUCUGAUGAGAUCAUAUCCAUUGCGGCGAUGUUGUCGGUUGGAAAUUCGAUAUUUUAUCGUCCAAAGGACAAACAAGUUCAUGCAGACAAUGCAAGGAUGAAUUUCCACACUGGGAAUGUUGGAGAUCAUAUUGCGUUGCUUAACGUCUACAAUUCCUGGAGAGAAACUAAUUACUCGACCCAAUGGUGCUACGAAAAUUAUAUUCAGGUAAGAAGUAUGAAAAGAGCUAGAGAUAUUCGUGAUCAAUUAGAGGGACUCUUGGAAAGAGUUGAGAUUGAGCUCACUUCAAAUGCUAAUGACUUAGAUACCAUUAAAAAGGCAAUAACAUCAGGUUUUUUCCACCAUUCUGCGAAGUUGCAAAAGAAUGGUUCUUAUAGAACCGUCAAAAACCCCCAAACAGUAUAUAUACAUCCAAACUCCGGACUAGCACAGGUGCUUCCGCAUUGGGUGAUAUACCAUGAGUUGGUUCUCACAACGAAGGAGUUUAUGAGACAGGUUACGGAACUGAAGCCCGAAUGGCUUGUAGAAAUCGCGCCACACUUCUAUCAGCUUAAAGAUGUCGAUGAUUCCGGAGCGAAGAAAUUACCUCGUGGGACAGGUCGUGCUGCAUUGUAGGAGCUUUCAAGUUCUGUUCGGGCCUAUUUGCCGCCUCAAUUCUUAAGCAACUGACACAACCUUGCACUAACUGUUGUUUAUUCCUUCCCUGUCCUGGCCAGUAAAAGAAUUGAUCAUUUCUCUGAUAAUUUGGCCAUAUUCCCGAAGUGUGAAGUGCAACAACCCAUUCUCCAUAAGACUCCUUCAGCUUGGCUUGUUCGUAGGCCAAUGAUAAGGUACAAGGGUGAGGCAUUACAAGCAUGACUUCUAGUUCCUUAUAUCCUUUCACCCAGCUGUACGCAAUGCAAGCUUCUUCCAGGCUAGAGUUUCGAAGCAGCAUUUGGAUCCUUGAGUCCUCAAUUCUCUCUUGAUAUACUUCCAUUGGCCUUUUUUGUAUGCGCUUAGUGAGCCCUUCAACAAUACUAGUUAAGCCUAGGCUAUUAACUCUCUUGCAAUCUUCUGUAGUAAUCGCCUUCGCCAUUUCUUCAAUUCUAAUCAUUGCAGAUUGACCCAGCAUACCUUGUGUUUUCCGAUGGAUUACCUUUUGUAACCUACUUGUCAUGAUAGACUUGUGAGAGGCUUCUCCUUCAAUGCUGUGAAGUGUCACCGUGUUAGGUCCUGGAUCAAAAGGCACUUGCCUAUAUUCCUUCAUCCAAUCGAUUCCAAGCACUAUGCCAGAGCUUUUGAGCCUCAAUUCUCUUGAAUCAGCCAAGAAUUCGUAACCUGGCUUCUUCCUUGCAAACUGAGGGCAAGAAUCUUUGCCCAGCACCUUGUUCGCAGGGUCUGCUAUCACUAUCAAGGGUGCAACAGCAUUAAACUCAACUCUGGUAGCUUUUGCAAUCCUGAAGUCAAUGAGGCUAUGUAGGUUUCUAUCAUCAUUCAAAUGUAAUGGGGCUUGGUUAUCUGACUCCAUGAUACUUAUAGCCUCAUAGACCUUUCCUUCUUCUACUUGUUGUAGCUCACAUCUUUUUUCUUUUACUGUUUUAGAUUCAGCACCCAUUUCCCCUUUUUCAUAUGCUGGUAACAUACGCAGGGAGCUAUCCUUGCAUUGCUUUCCCGUAAUAUACUCCUCUCCGUAUCCAUAGCAUCUCCCAUGCAUCGUUGUUCGCUUACUUGUAGCAGGCCAUUGUGGGUUUGGUUCUUCUUCACUUUCUUGCAGCUUAUGAGUUCCUAGCGGAGGUUCUUCACCAUUGUUUGCUCGGAUAGGAGAUGGAAUGAUGUUAUCUCUAAGUUGGCUUCUAUCUGAACUUGAAUGCUCUAUGUUGCGUGUUUCGACACUUGGAAUUGGCUUGGUAGGAGGUGGUUGAGUUGCAUGCAACCUCAGCAAUCCCUCAGGUCUGCUGGCACUAUCACUCAGCCUUACAUCAUGCCCAUUACUGUCCUCCAUCUGUAGAAUUCCAAGGUGCUUUUGCUCUACUUCCUUCACUGCAGCUGGUUGGUCGAUUACGGAAUUAGUUAGUGAACUAACUCUUUUCUCUAGAGGAAUGGGAAUGGGUAUGGGUAUUAGCUCUUUCUCUUCUUUUGGACCCUGCAUUGUUAUCUCUUUUUCUCUAGCACGCACGAAUCGGCUCCUAAUCAACUCUAGGAGUUGUUCAUGUCUGCGGGCAUUCUCCUGCAUCAUGAUUUCGUGCCUCCUUGCCUCUUCCUUUUGUAGUGCUUCAAUUAAGACAUCUAACUUUUGAUUAACAUCCCGAGCACUUUGUAAUGCUUCUUCAAAGCUUUUGUUAUAGCUAGUGGUUUGUUGCUGCAACCUUGUUCCAUUAGCCAUUUUUCUAUUGGCUCCAAUGAACUAUCGUGGUGCCUAUAAUGCUCUUUGAGAUCUGAUGACUGUUCCAAUCAAGAGAACUAAUCCUUCAAUAUAUUUCCAUUUGCAGCAAUUUAACCAAUUGUAUCUCAACUCUGGAAUUAAAAUUGGGGAGCAAAACUUGAUUACCUGAUGCCUGCAAGGUGUUUGAUGAAAUUCCCCUUCACUGGCCCAAUUUUAACUAUGAUACUACCAAGAACCUGUUGCUUCUAUGACCCCUCUAUCAAUUUGAUUCAAGUAGCAAUGAUAAAGAUUCUUGUGAUGUUUAUCAGGUUUGAUCCCUUAUCAACCAAUUCUUGCAUGCAUGCAAUCAAUGAUUCAAAAGGAUGCAAAGAUUUCUACAAUACCUGAUGUUCAUAGCUUUAUAAAAUCAAAUCGCCUCUCAACUAGUUGCAAUCUGAUACCACUUUGUUACCGUAGUGGCAAUGUCUCCAGUCGCUACUGAUUCUUCCAAUUAGAUCUGAUGCUACCACUUGAGUUCUUGCUCCAGGUACUACUCGAGAUCCAUUACUACUCCAUUCUUGUGAUAUCCCACCAUGAUGCAAGUAUCAGUUUCAUCCCUUCCCUGGGAUCGAAACUGCUCUGAUACCAAUUGUUAUGUACCGGAUGAUUUGGGGAUGAUUGGGAGGUGAGUUUGUGAAGGAAAAGGAGAGGUAGAGAAUCAGAGAGAGAUAGGGAGUGAGAUUGGGAGGAAGAGAGUAGGGUUUUAGAAGAAUUAGAGGAGGGUUUUGGGGAAGGAGAAGAGAAAGGACUGGAGAAGAAGAGGAUAAUUGGGGAAGAAGACAAGCUAAUUCAUUUCCAUUACUUCUUGCAAUUACAUCCUGUUACCUAUAUAUACCCUAUACAAUUUGUACUGAAAUGUAAUGAAUCAACUCUUCGAGGGCUUUACAGCAAUUGUCAAUUGGGAACGCGGGCCUAAUGGGUUGAAUUCAUCAGGCGUGUGGGCCUCUGGUGGGCUUCACCUGUCCAAACUGCUGCUAGCGGGUCGGUUGGUGGAUCGCGCGUCGCCUCUCUGUCCGCUCCGCCAACUGCGGGUAGUGGGCUCGCCUUUUGCGCCCGCUCCACAGAUUCGGACAUCCGACCCGUAGCGCCUCCUUCUUCUCCCAACUGCUUAGAUUCGGUCGGAUCUCCUCAAUCUCUCUUCUCCUCCUCUGAGCGCCAUGGAUGCCCUAGCACCGUCGCCCGCCGGAGUUCCGCCUGACGCCCCUGCUGCUGGUUCACCCUGCCGGCUCGCUCCCCCUCCAACCUGUUGCUGCCAUUUAUUUUCCUUCUAGCUAGUAAAGCUGCUACCUUUACUAAACUUCUACAGCUAACUACUACUAUUAUACUUCAGGUCGUUACAUACUGUUGUAACAAAUUUCGAUUCAAAAUGUACCACACAGUAGAAAUUUCUCAACAUAUAAUUAAUUCAACCUUUUUAUUUUUGUUUUGUUUUGUUUUGUUUUGUGAAUCUUAGCAGAAGUAAAAAUGAAAUGGAAAGCCUCACAUCCAAGUUCAAAACCUGUUUAAAUGGCGUUAAUGCUAUUGUUUUAUUUUGACAUGGAUUGAUCUAUAUUUGAACUUGGAUUGUACUAUGGCCAUUUUAAAUUUAGGCCCUCAAAUUUUGACCCAUCUUUGAAUUCAUUCUUUGUCAGUAUCACAUAAUCGUAGCAAUUUAGUAUAGAACUUUCACUUUUGGCUAUUGCUUGUCCUCGUGCAAGCCAUGCAUGUUUAUGUUUUCGCUUGUGCAAAUUAUAUACAUGUUGUUAUCUUGUUGAGCCUUGGGCGGUCAGGGGAGGUGCUGUCCAUUCGGCAUCUGUUGACGUGCCCGAAUCGACCAAAUAGGCGGGCUUGGGGCGUGACAUUUUCCCCUGCAUGUUGUUAAGAGCAUCCGGCAUCCCUUAAUCCUAAAGGUUGCCGCAGCGAACCUCUCGGGAAUUUUGGUCUGCUCAGCUCCUUCUUUCCAUUGUGCUCCUUUGCUUCCUACUCUAUUUAGUCUCAUAUUCCCUUAUCAUCGAAAGUAAACCAAAUCCGGACAUCAAGGGAAGAUCUACUUCAGUCAAAACAAGGUCUAUAGAGUAAGAUUUUUCCUUCAGCAUCUCCCACGCCUUCACACCAUCUGAGGCUGCAGCAACUACCAAAAUAAAGGCAACAAACAGCUAUGGUAAAAAUUCAGCUUUUACAUAAAAGGAGAAAAUUGUGCAAAGUAUUUAUCAAGCUGAACCAAGCCGGGGAGGAGCAACGUGAAAUGGCAAGUUAGUGGUUGCUCGACUCCCAAACAUUGUAUGGCAAGCUUCAUCUUCAUAACUGGACCAUAUUCAGAUCGGACAAAUAUCAGUUUAUGGCAAAUAUCAUUUUAAUGACAAGCUAUAAGCGUGACCAUCGAAAGAUUUGAUUCUUCUCUUCCUGCUUGUAUUGAAACAUAUCAUUGAAAAUGAAGGCGACCUCAAAAUCCUUCUGAUGUGGUUUGUGCUCUGGAAUGGGAAAGCAUGGCGAUUUUAUCACGGGGAAGAGACGCGAUGGCUAUUCAAUAAACACAGCUUUAAUUUUUUUUCUUUUUCUUUUUUGAACUUCUGCAUAUUUCGGCGAGGAUGUUCUUCUGGCAGGCGCGAUGGGGACAUGUUCAUCUCUGAAAGAGUAUUGGGAUCUUUGUUUGUUUUAUAAAUUACUGAUGAAUGUAAGCUUUUAAACUUUAUUCUUCCGUAGCUGAGAACUCAAAUUACACUGUAUAAUCUGUCGAGUAUGCAGGUAUUUUAGAAAGAUAAGGAAUCUCCCAUUAUUAUAAUUUUGUGAAA